This is a messenger RNA of Acanthosepion pharaonis, 1560 nucleotides long. The record is from the annotation of a GenBank genome assembly. Lineage: Eukaryota; Metazoa; Mollusca; Cephalopoda; Sepiida; Sepiidae.
AUGUGGAGAGUAAGGAGUACGAAGUGGAAUGGAGAGCAACGAUGGCUAUUUUUUAUCUAUUUAUCUAUCUAUAUAUCGCAGGGUAUUCUUUAUCUAUCUAUCUAUCUCAGGGGUAUUCUUUAUCUAUCUAUCUAUCUCAGGUUAUUCUUUAUCUAUCUAUCUAUCUAUCUAUCUAUCUAUCUAUCUAUCUCAGGUUAUUCUUUAUCUAUCUAUCUAUCUAUCUAUCUAUCUAUCUAUCUAUCUUCUAUCUAUUUAUUCAGGUUAUUCUUAUCUAUCUAUCUAUCUAUCUAUCUAGGUCUUCUUAUCUCUAUCUAUUCUUUCUAUCUAUCUCAGGUUAUUCUCUUUCCCAUCUAUCUAUCUAUCUAUCUCAGGUUAUUCUUUAUCUAUCUAUCUAUCUAUCUAUCUCAGGUUAUUCUUUAUCUAUCUAUCUAUCUAUCUAUCUAUCUCAGGUUAUUCUUUAUCUAUCUAUCUAUCUAUCUAUCUAUCUAUCUCAGGUUAUUCUUUAUCUAUCUAUCUAUCUAUCUAUCUAUCUCAGGUUAUUCUUUAUCUAUCUAUCUAUCUAUCUAUCUCAGGUUAUCUAUCUAUCUAUCUUAUUAUUCAAUAUCUAUCUAUCUCAGGUUUCUUUAUCUAUCUAUCAGGUUAUUGUUUAUCUCUAUCUAUCUCAAGGUUAUUCUUUAUUCUAUCUAUCUCAGGUUAUUCUUUAUCUAUCUAUCUCAGGUUAUUCUAUCUAUCUAUCUAUCUAUCUUAAGGUUAUUCUUUUAUCUAUCUAUCAUCUAUCUAUCUCAGGUUAUUCUUCUCUAUUCAUUUAAUCUAUCUAUCUCAGGUUAUUCUUUAUCUCUUCUAUCUAUCUUAUCUUUAUCUAUCUAUCUAUCUAUCUAUCUCAGGUUAUUCUUUAUCUCUAUCUAUCUAUCUAUCUAUCUCAGGUUAUUCUCUAUCUAUCUAUCAAUCUAUCUCUCAGGUUAUUUUUAUCUAUCUAUCUAUCUAUCUAUCUCAGGUUAUUCAUUUAUCAUCCAUCUAUCUAUCUAUCUAUCUCAGGUUAUUCUUUUAUCUAUCUAUCUAUCUAUCUAUCUCAGGUUAUUCUUUAUUUAUCUAUCUAUCUAUCUAUCUCAUCUGAAUAUUAUCUAUCUAUCUAUCUAUCUAUCUAUCUCAAAAAUUUAUUCUUUAUCUAUCUAUCUCACAUCUUCUAUUUUUCUUUAUCUAUCUAUCUAUCUAUCUAUCUAUCUUAUUCUUUCUUCAUCUAUCUAUCUAUCUCUAUCUCAGGUUAUUCUUUAUCUAUCUAUCUAUCUAUCUAUCUAUCCUUUUAUUCUUUAUCUAUCUUCUAUCUAUCUAUCUCUCAUUAUUCUAUCUAUCUAUCUAUCUAUCAUUCUAUCUCAGGUUCUAUCUAUCUAUCUAUCUAUCUAUCUAUCUAUCUCAGGUUAUUCUUUAUCUAUCUAUCUAUUCAUCUAUCUAUCUAUCUCAUUUAUCUAUCUAUUAUUUCUAUCUAUCUAUCUCUAUUAUCUAUCUGAUCUAUUCAUUUAUCUAUUUAUCUAUCUAUUAUCUAUCUAUCUCAAAAUUCUUUAA